GGCUGUUGCUAGGCGACGAGAGCGGGGGAGCGCGCGGCCUGCUUGGCGUCGUCCGUCGCGGCAGGUUAUUUUCGCUAGACAUUUGAUGAUGGGUGAUGUACUUGCUUAUGAGGCAGAGCUACUUGGAAUGGUGAAAGAGUAUUUGGACUUUGCAGAAUUUGAAGAAACCGUGAAAACCUUUACAAAAGAAUGUAAAAUAAAAGGGAAGCCACUCCCCAAAACAGGAAGUAAUUCUGCUAAAGACUCCAAGGCUCUAAUCAUCCAGGAUCUGCUCAUGUCCUUUACUGAUGGAGACCAGGAUGUCUUCUUUGAACUGUGGGAGGAACGUAUCCCUUCCUCAGUCCGAGACCAGGAGGCUGUUGCUCAGAAAUUGGAGUUCUACCUUCACAUCCAUUUUGCCAUCUACCUGCUAAAGCACACCGUGGGAAAGCCUGAUAAAGCAGCUUUGGAUGAAAGGAUCUCAUAUUUUAAGACCUACCUGGAGACCAAAGGGGCAGCCCUGAGCCAGACAACGGAAUUCCUUCCUUUCUAUGCCUUGCCUUUUGUUCCCAACCCUAUGAUCCACCCGUCCUUCAAAGAACUUUUCCAGGAUUCUUGGGAGUCUGAUCUAAAAACAAGGCUGGAAGAAUUUCUGUCUGUGACACUAAAAGCCAGCGAUACCCCAAGGCUUCUGACCUUAUAUAAAGAGAACACGCAAUGCAGUCAAGAAAUGUUGCAGCAGCUUCACCAACAGCUGGUGGAGUCAGAACGUAAAACCAUGACCUACCUCAAGCGGUUCAACAAAAUCCAGGCCGAUUAUCACAACCUCAUCGGUGUCACAGCUGAGCUGGUAGAUUCCCUUGAGGCGACUGUGAAUGGCAAAAUGAUCACCCCGGAGGACCUGCAGAGUGUCUGCGUGCGUUUGUUCAGCAAUCAGAUGAAGCACAGCGUAGCACAUAGCAUAGACUUCACAAGGCCCGGAACUGAAUAUGGCUGUAUGAGCCCCUGUGAGGAUGAAUAUGCUUCAACAAUGUUAAGAGCGUCAUUAGUCCCUGCGAAAGUGCAGGAAGUGCCGCUCUUGCCAUCUUUGGAUUAUGAGAAGCUAAAGAAAGACCUGGUCGAUGGGAGUGAUCGCCUGAAAGCUUUCUUGCUCCAGGCCUUGCGCUGGCGUUUAACAACAUCUCACCCCGGUGAGCAGCGGGACACCGUUCUGCAGGCUUAUAUCAACAACGAUCUGUUGGAUUGCUACAGUAAUGCCCAGAGAAGCGUCUUAAUGCUGAUACAGUCCAAGUGUGAGGUGGUUCGUCAGUAUACAGCCAGGCUCAUCAAUGCAUUUGCCUCGCUGGCCGAAGGCCGGCUCUACCUUUCCCAGAAUCCCCGGUUGCUCCGCAUGCUGGAAGGAAGGUUGAAAGCGGAAGAUAAGUACUCCCUUACCCGAGAGAAUGUCCUGGGAGCUCUGCAGAAACUCAGCCUCAGGCGGGCUUUGCAGUCGACUAUGAUUAAGGAUGGGCUCAUACCGUGGUUGGUGGAAGCUCUCAAGGAUACGGACUCCAUGUCUGAUUACACCUUGGCCUACUCAGUUGCCUUGCUCAUGAACCUCUGCCUGCGGAGUUCAGGGAAGAAGAUGUGUGUGAAAAUUGCAAACGAGAUUCUCAAAGUUCUCUCAGAUCUCCUCGGCCAUGAGAACCAUGAGAUCCAUCCCUAUGUGAAUGGAGCCCUUUAUAGUAUCCUUGCUAUUCCAUCCAUACGAGAGGAAGCUCGAGCAAUGGAAAUGGAAGACAUUCUGCGAUGCUACAUUGCGGAAGGAAACGCCGAUAUGAUCCAGCAGAUUGAGUUUAUUAUCAAGCAGCUGCAAUCAGAAGAGCCCCUAGAAGACAGUGCCGAGUCUGACAAUGAGGAGAAAGAAGACAAUAAUGAAGAGGAUCAUAACGGCAUGGAGGCAGAUCUGGACAAAGAUGAAGUGUUACAGCCCCAGCAGGGUGAACUCUCAGGGGAAAAACUCCUGACCACUGAAUAUUUGGGAAUCAUGACCAACACGCCGAAAGCACGGAAAAGGUCAAUGCCCAGUGUCCGUCACAGCGUGGACGAGCCUCUUCAGAGACCCGUGACCCCUGGCUAUCAUAGGGCACAUUACCCAACGCUGGAAAACGAUGCCGUGCCUUCCAGCAGCAAAGAGAAAAGUGCUCAGCGUUGCCCAAACUCCCGACCUCCAACGCGCAGCGGGAAGAGGCCCAGCCUUUCGGAGCUUUAUUUCUCUUCGGCGACAUUUGAAACAGAAGCUUCAGGGAGGCCUUCGGUGCACCUCAGAACUGGUCGGGAUGUCCGGUCCGCUGCUGAUGUUCUCGUUCUCCAGUCCCCCAGCCUUUCCCAGGACAGUGUCAAUGGGAUGCCAAACAGUGACUUCCUUCUGGGCUUUGCCAGCAAACCCCAGCUGCCCUGCUCCCCCGGCUUCCAGGACAUCCGGCCUGGGAGAGGAAAGGUCCCAACUGUUGCCCCCGAGUUCUCCCAGUCUGGACCCCAACCAGCCCUCCGUCCCAACUCUUCGGGGCCAACAAGAGGCAAGCAAAGCGGCCAGCCUUCUAGGAGGUGAGGACAGGCCCUUUCCUCAAGAGCCACCCGUCUUGGUGCUUGAAGACAGCCACAGUCAGCUUUCUGUAACUGGAAUCCUGGCACCUUCCUGGCAUCCUGCUGGAUGAAGCAGGAGAUUAGCCUGAGAGCACCGGUACUCUACACCUCAUGGCCGAGAGACCAUCUGAUAGAGUGCUGGUUUUUUGAUACGUGGUCAAAAGAAAGGAUCCUUCCUGGAACCAGAGACCCCCGGAAUGCACAGCUUUCAUGCACAGAGCACACACACCCCCGGCUGUACUGAGAAAAAAAUCACAAAACCGUGCCUGCCCUCACACGAUUGCAACAUGCCAAGGAGAGCCCAGCCUGCAUGUGACAUAGAGAACGUUGCUGUGGGCAUCUGCACGUCCACCUAAUGGGCACGUUUCAAGGUCAGCAGAACCUUCUUGGGGUUCAGAUUGGCAAGACAAGGAUAAACUGGGUUUGCCUGCUGUUCAGAGAGUUUGGAGACAAGGGCCGAUUUGAAGAGCUGGGACAGAGGUCUAGUCUACCCCUGCAAUGGCCGCCCUGCCUUGGAUCUUCUGCCAGUCCUCCUCCUUGAGGUACAGAGGAGCACGGAAAUGACCUUGAGGAAGGUGCAUGCGACUGGAGGGAAAACUUGAACUUACCCCAGGAAAACAGGAAGCCGUGAGAAAGAAGCUCAAGGUGGCCCCUUCUUGACUGCCUUUGGUGUACGUGGGAGGGAAGGGGGCACGCUGUCAGAUCCUGCAAUGGUGGCCUGUAUCAAUAAAGUAGAGUACCAGG
Messenger RNA from Candoia aspera, 3348 nucleotides. RefSeq names its product armadillo repeat containing 9 (gene ARMC9). The transcript has 26 exons. The coding region runs from base 86 to 2569 and encodes 827 amino acids. NCBI's taxonomy places the organism in Eukaryota, Metazoa, Chordata, Lepidosauria, Squamata, Candoiidae. Gene Ontology annotation, biological process: cilium assembly. Gene Ontology annotation, molecular function: protein binding. The record is from RefSeq and is a predicted model, not a curated record. Gene Ontology annotation, cellular component: ciliary tip; ciliary basal body; centriole.